AUGGUCAACUGCAACACAAAGACCCUCCUGGGUCUCCUGGCCAUCGCUACCUUGGCUGAUGCCUACUGGCGUAUGUCAUGCAGUAUCAUCCAGACUGGGCGAGUUGAUCCCAUUAUUGCUCCUGGACGUGUUGCUGCGCAUCUUCACAAGGUCUCUGGAGCCAGCAACUUUGGCGUCUCGGCCACCUAUGACGACCUACAGGCUUCACGAUGCAGCUCCUGCGAGGUUCAAGAUGACAAGUCGGCGUACUGGACACCACAGCUCUUCUAUCAACACUCGAAUGGCAGCUUUCAGCUGGUUCCCAAUGGCGGCACUGUUGUGUACUAUCUCGGCCGCGGCGAGAACAGGUCCAACAUUGAGCCAUUCCCUCCUGGAUUCAAGAUGCUUUCUGGAAAUAGCACUGCUCGAUCGGCGGAUACGAAGACGAUGACAUACAGCAAGUCUGGAUGCAAGGGCCGACCAGUGGCAGAGCGUAUUAGCUUCGCUUGCCUGGACAGCUCUGGUCCUUCGAAGGAGCGCAACUUUAUGUGGAAGACGGACUGUGAUAACGGCAUGCGAGCGCAGGUUCACUUUCAGACCUGCUGGAACGGAGGUGACUACCAACCCGAUCAGAGUCACGUCGCAUACUUGUCACAGAUUGACAAUGGAAUCUGCCCUCCAUCUCAUCCUCGAAUGCUCCCUCACCUAUUCCUCGAGGUCAUCUACGGAGUCAACAACAUCGACAAGAGCAAGGGUGGCAAGUUUGUCUUUGCCCAGGGCGACACGACUGGAUACGGGUUUCACGGCGACUUUCUCAACGGUUGGGAUAUGUCGGUUCUCAAGGGCGCCAUCAAGUCUUGCAUCAACAACGACGCCAUCGGGGGAGCCAUCUCCAAGUGUCCAAUCUUGGCUUCGUCGCAAACCCCUUUCUUCAGCGACAACUGCCCUGAGAUGCCUCCCAUCGUCAACGAGACUGUCCGCGGAAUGCUUGACCAGCUUCCCGGCUGCAACCAGGUCACGAGCGGCCCUGCCAAAGCACCCCAAGGCAUCUGUGCUACUCAGCCACCCUUCAAUGACCUUGGGGAUAUGGGCAUUGGCAAAUGGUUCAACCCUUCGCCGGGUGACAAGGUUGGAUCUUGGGCAUACCUUGGCUGCGCGGCAGAGGGGGUGAACGCUCGAGCGCUGAACAAGUACGCCGUCACCUCUGACAUUAUGACCAUCGAGUACUGCACUGCUGCAUGCAAGGAGCAAGGAUACCCUCUUGCGGGUAUGGAGAACGGCCGUGAAUGUUACUGCGCAAGCGCGCUGACGAAUGGUGCUUCAUACCUGAAGGCGUCCAUUUGCGCAGCAGCACCCAAGAUGAUUUGCAGUGGCAACAUGACGCAGUAUUGCGGAGGACCCAACCUGCUCACCGUCUGGAAUGAUACGUCCUAUACGCCUCCCGUUCAACUUGUUGUCGGCUCGACCAAGAUCGCCAACGGCAUGGCUACAUACCAAGGAUGCUUCGCUGAAGCCCAAAACGGUCGCGCGCUCUCGUCGGAUCGUACUGCCGACACUGUUGGCAUGACCAACGAGAUGUGUGUUGCCUUCUGCCAAGCUGGCGGAUAUCUAUAUGCCGGAACUGAGUACUCCCAAGAGUGCUAUUGCGGCAACACCAUUGGCGGCGAUAACAUCCCAGAUAUCUCCCAGUGCUCCAUGCAGUGCAAGGGCAACAUCUUCAGCUACUGUGGUGCUGGUAACAAACUGAGUGUCUGGAAGAUCACCCAGCCCGAAAAGCCAGCUGGGCCUAUUACUGCCUUCAACGGCGCGGCCGUCUACACAGGUUGCUAUACCGAUGGAGGCCCUGGUGGUCGGACGCUGCCUGGUGCCGUCUUCACAGGCUCCUCCGUGUCGCUUGACACUUGCUUCGCCUUUUGCAAGAAGCUCAACUUCCCUCUCUUCGGUAUGGAGUAUGGGCGAGAAUGCUACUGCGGCUACGCACCCAAGACACAGUCCUCGAUCGCAUCCGACGGUGACUGUAGAAUGCCUUGUGCAGGUGAUGCCUCUCAGAAAUGUGGUGCUGGCAAUCGCAUCUCCAUCUGGAACAACACCCUUUACACGCCCAUGGCCAGUCCUGAAAGCUUCAACAUCCAGCCCCAUUAUCUCGGCUGCUACACCGAAGGCAAGAAGGGCCUGGCACUGGGCAAGGCCAAGACGUCGGGCAGCAAGAUGACGAUCGAAGUGUGCGCAAACUACUGCGCCAACAAGAACCUCGCCUUCAUGGGGCUGCAGGAUGGUCAGGGUUGCUACUGCAGUAAUGCUGGACCAUCGAGCGGUAGUGUUGAGGCGCCUGAGAAGGAGUGUAACGUGAUUUGCAAGGGCAACAAGGCUCAGAAGUGUGGUGCGGCUAAGAGGCUCAACGUCUACAAGGUCAAUGCCAUCAAGAACAGUGCCAAACCUGUUCAGGCCAAGGUUCAGGACUUUUCUCCUACUACCUUACACAAAGCGACCACGACAUCCAAGGUGGUCAAUGUCAAGGCCAAGCCUACCACUACUGUCCGCCCGGCUGUCAAAGGAAAGACAUCAACGUCCAAGGUGGUCGUUCAGAAAGCCAAACAGACCUCUACAUCUCGAGUCGCUGUACAGGCAAACAAGACCUCAUCCUCAAAGGUCGUCAACGUCAAAGCUAAGCCCACCACCAGCCAUCGGGUAGCGGCAAAGGCCAAGGUACAAACGACCUCAAAGCCCGUCCAGGUCAAGGUGCAAGCGAAAUCUACUGCUCGCCCUACCACAACCUCCAAGGUUGUCAAAGUGGCAGCCAAAAAGACAACUACGGCAAAGGUUCAGGCGAAGAAGACCACAACCUCCAAGGCGAAAUCGACUUCGACUCUUGUUCGUGUGGCCAAAAAGACUCGCAGGGCUUUGGAGCCUGAGGUGACUGUGGGCCCUGUUUUCAAGAGGAGAAAGGGAGAGGACUCUGAUGGGGGGAAGAAGAACAAUGACGGUGAUGAAAAGAACAAGGGCAAGGGCAAGGGCAAAGGAAAGGAUGAAGAUGACAGCAACAAGAGGAAGACCUCAACCUUGACCAGCAUCAUCUCAUCCUCAUCUGUCACCAAGACGGAGGACUCAAGGAAGGGAAGAGAGACCAAACACUCCGAUGACAAGAAGGAGAGCAAGGGCCGAGAAGAUUCCAAGGGGAAGAAAACCUCGACAAAGUCUUCUUCAUUCUCAGCUACCUCAACCGCCUCAGUAUCGAAGACUGAGGGUCCCAAGAAGGGAAAGCCAACCAAGGCACCCAAGAAAGGGGAAAAGAGUGAGAAAGGUGAGAAGGGCGAGAAGGGAGUGGAAAGGGAAAAGGGCACAAGCUCAAAGGAUUCGAGGAAGUCAAAGACGGCGACGACUCGCCCAACCCCAACUGGCUCGACUGCCUCAUCGCAGGCGACCAAGGACUCCAACAAGGGAAAGGGGCAUGGAGGCUCAGACAAGUCGGGGAACAAGAAACCCUCGACAAAGUCCAGGUUCAGGUUAGUUACGAGGAUCUCCGGGGAAACGAGGAGAUCAAACGGGUCAGGAGCCGCAUCUUCGAGUGACGAUACGAUAUAG
Messenger RNA from Fusarium falciforme, 3561 nucleotides. RefSeq lists its product as hypothetical. Lineage: Eukaryota; Fungi; Ascomycota; Sordariomycetes; Hypocreales; Nectriaceae. The record is from RefSeq and is a predicted model, not a curated record. The transcript has a single exon. Bases 1 to 3561 code for a protein of 1186 amino acids.